AUGAAUUGUCGACCAGCUCUUAGUCGUCAUCUCAAGUUUGCCAUAGCUCCCGUGAGCACGCCCAGUCUUCCUUACCGAUUCUCACUAGUCAAGGGAGGAGAGUUUAAAGCUGAUAGUUGGUAUGGAUCCAUUCAACGUAAAGAGUUCUGUUUGGUAGCUAUUGUUGGAGAGAAACGUCUACCCAAAUCAUCAACUAAUGGAGACGAGUCAGAGGAAGAGGAGGAGGAGCAAGAGGAAGCAGUAGAAGAGGAAACUGAGGAGGAAGUGGAAGAUGGCGAUAGUGAUUCAUCCAGUGAUUCUGAUAAGACUAAAGAUCCACCAGGAGGUAGGAGUGGAGGACAAGGAGAGUCUACUAGUAAUGAGGGAGUAGAGGAAGAGGGGGAGACUGGAGGUGAGCCAUUACAUGAGGAAGGAAAUGAAGAGCAAGAUAAUGAAAGAGUAGAAGAGUCAAAGGAUCAUGAAGAACCACAGCAUGAAGAAGCAACAGCUCCAAAACCUAGUACUGAGAGUAAAGUUUCCACUGGUGUAGUUGAAAAUAUGACAUAUACUGGACUUGUUUAUUAUGAGAAGAAAGAAGCUGAAGAUUUGGUAACAUUUACUGUCGCUAAAGAUCUUAAUGCACUGCUUGAGUUUAUUGAUAAGAGACACUCUCGAGCUGAAGUUGACCAAGAUAUUCUAUUUCGUUUCAAAGACCAUGAUGGAUAUAUUGAAUUAAAGUUUGAUGCUCCACAAGAUGAUCCAUUCACAGGUUGGAGUAUUAAGCCUCACCUUAAGCCUUGUAGAUUUCUACGUUGUGAUGUUGAUAAGUUUGGUGAAGCUAAAUAUCCUUUUCCUUCACGUUGCCUGAUAUCAAUAUAUGCAUCACCAAAUGCUGUACCAUCACUACAUUACUCUGUACCACUGGAUGGAGUGGCUGAUCCUGUUACAUUAUUCAUUCAUCGAUCAAUGAGAACUGCUCCUCCUCCUCCUUUAACAGUACAAGGUACUAGCUCAAGCUCCUCUACUGCUAGUAUCAGUCAAACCAGGAGAGAGACUGAAGAAAGUACAUUUAGAUCUGAUAUUGCUCAUAGAGUAAUGAUGGAGAAUAUUGUCCUGAUAAAAGAAACUCAAGUUGAUCUUUACUUUUUAGCCGAUAAACUUUUAGAGAAGAGUAUCAUAAAUGGAAGAGAGAGAAGUCAAGUAACUGAUGAACACUGUGGACUGACAGCUGAUCAAAGACUACAUAAACUACUUAACAUUAUCAUAGGAACCAUUAGAGUGGAUGGAGAAGUAUUUGGUAUAUUCUUAGAUAUACUUAGAGAAGAAGGUACUAGAAGAACUAUUAAACUAGCUGAUAAACUAUUAGAAAAAUAUAAUAAUAUUUAGAUAUUAUGUUCAUUAUUAUUGUUGUUGUUGUUUUGAUUAUUGUUGAUUUUAUCAAAGCAAUUGCUUUUUGAAAA
This is a messenger RNA of Amphimedon queenslandica, 1439 nucleotides long. RefSeq lists its product as uncharacterized. The record is from RefSeq and is a predicted model, not a curated record. NCBI's taxonomy places the organism in Eukaryota, Metazoa, Porifera, Demospongiae, Haplosclerida, Niphatidae. The transcript is spliced from 7 exons. The coding region runs from base 1 to 1365 and encodes 454 amino acids.